Molecule: messenger RNA, 234 nt
Organism: Dovyalis caffra
Lineage: Eukaryota; Viridiplantae; Streptophyta; Magnoliopsida; Malpighiales; Salicaceae
Source: the annotation of a GenBank genome assembly
AUGGUGGAGAGGUUAGCCGAUGCUAAAGAUGAUGAUUUCAAGUGCGGUGUGUUGAUCUUUGAAGAUGGAGAGUCAAACAAGGUUGCGAGUGCCGUCAACUAUUAUUGGAACUACUACUAUGAUACAAGGCAAGGUUUGGAAGGAGAUCAACAUAACAUCAUUGAGGAAAAUGAAGAUUUAAGUGGCAAUGUUGAUGAAGGUAAUAGUGCCGACAAUGAUGAGAUGGAUCGAUGA